AAGACAGACCCAGAAAAACCUCCCAUCUACACGAAAACAUCCUAAAGUAGUCUCGUUUUAGUUUACACAAACUGUUAUUCAACAGACAAAAGUUCGUUUUAAGCAAUGACAAUGUUGGGUAUGUACGUGCCAGACAGAUUUGCUCUGAAGUCAUCUAAGGUCCAAGACGGAAUCGGGCUUUACACCGCGAGAAGAGUCAAGAAGGGAGAGAAGUUUGGCCCAUUUGCCGGAGAGAAGAAAAUGCCGAGCGAUAUGGAUGAGAGCAUGGAUCCGCGAUUGAUGUGGGAGGUACGGGGGACCAAAGGCGACGUGUUGUACAUCCUGGACGCCAGCAACCCUCGGCACGCUAACUGGCUGCGCUUCGUCCACCAGGCGCCGUCGCAGGAGCAGAAGAACCUGGCGGCCAUUCAGGAUGGAGAGAAUAUCUUCUACCUGGCUGUGGACGACAUUGAAACCGACACAGAGCUGCUCAUUGGCUAUCUGGACAGUGACAUGGAGGAGGAAGAGGAAGAGGAGGAGGAGGAGGACAUCAAGGAUGGAGAUGAGAGCAGUGUUGAGAGCAAGCAUCUCAGUGAAGGUGCAGAGCUGACCAUUAAGAAGGAGGACCACCCAUGCUUGCUGUGCGAGAGCAGCUUCCCCAGCGAGGAGAUCCUGGCAGCGCACCUCCAGAGCCUGCACCAGAGGCCCAGCACGGAGGAGAAGGAGUUCAAAUGCCGCAACUGCGGCAAGAAGUUCCCCGUCAAGCAGGCCCUGCAGCGCCAUGUGCUGCAUUGCACGGAGAGCCAGGCCCCGACGGCGGGCGACUCGGCGAAGGCCCACCAGUGUCUGCUCUGCCACAGCUCCUUCUCCUCCGAGUCCAGUUUUGAACAACACAAAGAGGCCUGUAAAGGAGAUGCCAGGUUCAUUUGUAAAGCGGAGAGCUGUGGGAAGAGGUUCAAGAGCAAAGAUGCACUGAAGAAACACAAGGGUAACGUGCAUACAGGCAGCGCUCGGAGGAAACUGAUGUGUACCAUCUGCAACAAGAAAUGCUCGUCGUCGCUCAACCUUCAGGAGCAUCGCAAGGUGCACGAGGUAUUUGACUGUCCUGCCUGUGACAAGAAAUUCAUCUCCACCAACCAGCUGAAGCGCCACAUGAUCACACACUCGGAGAAGCGACCAUACACGUGUGAAAUCUGCAGCCGCUCCUUCAAGCGUUUGGACCAGGUUACUGCCCACAAGAUCAUCCACAGCGAGGACAAGCCCUACAAGUGCAAACUGUGUGGGAAGGAGUUUGCCCACCGCAACGUCUACAAGAACCACAAGAAGACACACUCGGAGGAGAGGCCGUUUCAGUGUGAGGAGUGUAAGGCAUUGUUCCGCACGCCGUUUUCGCUACAGAGGCACCUCCUCAUUCACAACAGUGAGAGGACGUUUAAGUGUGACCAGUGCGACGCCACCUUUAAGAGGAAGGACACGCUGAACGUGCACAUCCAGGUGGUCCACGACGGCCACAAGAAGUACAAGUGUGACCUGUGUGAGAAGGCCUUCGUCACCCCCUCGGUGCUCAAGAGCCACAAAAAGACUCACACAGGAGAGAAGGAGAAGAUCUGCCCCUACUGUGGUCAGAAGUUUGCCAGCAACGGUACUCUGAGGGUCCACAUCCGCAGUCACACAGGAGAGAGGCCGUACCAGUGCCCUUACUGUGACAAGGCCUUCAGCAAGAAUGAUGGACUGAAGAUGCACAUCCGGACACACACCCGAGAAAAGCCCUACAAGUGUAGCCAGUGCAACAAAGCGUUCAGUCAGAAGCGAGGUCUGGAUGAGCACAUGAGGACCCACACGGGAGAGAAGCCCUUCCAGUGUGACGUGUGUGACCUGUCCUUCAGUCUGAAGAAGAUGUUGAUCAGGCACAAGCUCACCCACAACCCCAACAGGCCCAUGGCCGAGUGCCAGCUCUGCCACAAGAAGUUCACCAGGAACGACUACCUCAAGGUGCACAUGGAGAACGUCCACGGCGAGACGGAGGGCUAGCCGUCGCUAAGCAGCCGGCGCUAAGCAGCCGUCGCUAAGCAGCACCAAAGAAACGGGACUGGAGACAAGUUUGAGAACACACAAGCCAAAGGGAACAGGGAAGCAAGGAGCUACAGCAAAAUAUGAGCCCUCACCAAUAACGAUGUUGAGAAAGAAACGGCCAUUGUGUGAACUGUCAAAUCGAAAUGCCAAAGCCAUGUCACUAUGCAAUCAUGCUGUACUUGAUUUUUCCAGAACUGGGCAGACUUUGUGAACUGCAUUUUUGUGAAUGAAAUGGUCAUAGGAAAUGGCAAAGUGAAAUGAUACGUGUUAUGUGCCGCACCAGUCAUUAUGUACUGUUGAAGGGAACAUAAUGUGAAAGAGUAGGCGUUCAAUUGCUUGGUGCUGUGGCAAACACAAUCAGUAAAGCCCUUAUGUGCCUCUAUAUACAGUACAGCAGGCUUUGCCAACUACUCCAAGCCACAGGAAGUGUUGGGAUUGUCUGAUGGCAAAGGCCUGGAUAAGAUUUGGUCCCUGAGUAUACAGAAGCGUAGGAUCCAUGGAGCACUGGUGCAGUAUACGCAGGGACUAAGGUACUGUACACAAUGAAUGUGAUUGGGCCUGUUCUGUUUCUGUCACCAAAGAUACAAUUAUUUUUACAGUUAGUUUGUUACGAUACAAUAACCUUUUUUAACAGUUUAUCUGCAUUCACUGCGAGACAUAGAUUAUGUUAUUACUGUAAUCAAAUGCAGCACUCUGUACAAUAUGUUACAUUUUGUGCCUUCCAGUCAGUCAUUAUGAUGUGUUGCUUAUUAUUACUUGAUGGAAUAUGUUCAAACAAAUCAUGUAUAUUUCUUACUCACAAUACAUUGCU
This is a messenger RNA of Sardina pilchardus (European sardine), 2863 nucleotides long. RefSeq names its product PR domain containing 5 (gene prdm5). Gene Ontology annotation, molecular function: protein binding; RNA polymerase II cis-regulatory region sequence-specific DNA binding; DNA-binding transcription factor activity. The coding region runs from base 106 to 2010 and encodes 634 amino acids. Gene Ontology annotation, biological process: regulation of transcription by RNA polymerase II. The record is from RefSeq and is a predicted model, not a curated record. The transcript is spliced from 16 exons. Lineage: Eukaryota; Metazoa; Chordata; Actinopteri; Clupeiformes; Clupeidae.